AAAGAGAGGGAAACCAAAACCCCAAAACCCUAAAAAAUACUCGAAGCAGAGUCACCUACUCUGCUCUUCUUCUCCUUCCUUUACGUCUUCUUCCGCUAAAACCCUACUUAUACAUCAAUGGAAUAGCAUAUUCUCAUCUAUUAUUUCACUUUCCCACUGCAUUUCUUUCCCUUUUUUUAUUAUUAUUUUGUUCCUUUCAGUUCUAGGGAAGUCCUUCGCUGCCUUCCAUGGCGAGGUUCCUGCGAAGUAUUUCUAGUCUUAAACGCUCUGUAGUAUCCCCAGAGGUCUUUAGGGGUGGUGCAAUGGGGGCAUCUUCCCAGUUUCGCAACUUUUCUUCCAAAGGUAGAAGGAAAUCGAAAUCUGAUGAAAGUGACUCCAGUGAUGAGAAUAUGUCUAAGAAAGACCUGGCACUAAAACAGGCUUUGGAUCAGAUUACUAGUUCAUUUGGAAAGGGAUCUAUCAUGUGGCUUGGUCGAUCUGUUUCUCCCAAAAAUGUUCCUGUGAUUUCCACCGGUUCUUUUAUGUUGGAUAUGGCACUAGGAACUGGUGGACUUCCGAAGGGGCGUGUUGUGGAAAUAUUUGGACCAGAGGCUUCAGGGAAAACAACUCUUGCUCUACAUGUUAUUGCUGAAGCACAGAAACAAGGAGGUUAUUGUGUUUUUGUUGAUGCUGAGCAUGCUCUGGAUCCAGCUUUAGCUGAAGCUAUUGGGGUAAACACAGAGAAUUUGCUUCUUUCACAACCAGACUGUGGUGAACAAGCUCUUAGUCUUGUGGAUACCCUAAUUCGGAGUGGAUCUGUUGAUGUCGUUGUUGUUGACAGUGUGGCUGCACUCGUGCCUAAAGGUGAGCUUGAUGGUGAGAUGGGCGAUGCUCACAUGGCAAUGCAAGCUAGACUAAUGAGUCAGGCACUUCGCAAAUUGAGCCAUUCUUUAUCAUUGUCUCAAACUACUCUAAUUUUUAUAAAUCAGGUGCGGGCAAAACUUUCUACAUUUGGAUUUGGUGGGCCAACUGAAGUUACUUGUGGUGGUAAUGCCUUGAAGUUCUAUGCUUCAGUGCGGUUAAAUGUUAGGAGAACAGGGCUUGUCAAGAAGGGAGAAGAGACUAUUGGAAGUCAAGUUCAGGUAAAGGUUGUUAAGAACAAGCUUGCCCCUCCUUUUAAAACUGCCCAAUUUGAACUUCAGUUUGGAAAGGGAAUAUCUAGGGAAGCUGAAAUCAUAGAUUUAGCUGUGAAACACAAAUUUAUUACCAAGUCUGGUUCGUUCCUUUGUUUCAAUGGUAAAAAUAUCCAAGGCAGGGAAGCCUUUAAAAAAUUUCUGGCUGAAAAUGAUAGUGCAUGUGAAGAACUACUGAUGAAACUUAGAGAAAAGCUACUUGAAGCUGAGGGACAGAAGGAACCAAAGACAAAUGCAUCUGAUGGAGAACCUGCAGAUGAAAUAGUCCCACCUGACCACACUAAUGAAGAAGCAGUCGCUGCAGUUGAAGCAUAGGGGUAAGUAAGAACCACCUCACACAUUGUGGGGUUUCCUUCUGAUAAUUUUCUUCAACUGUUAGCUCCAUGUUUGAGCAGCAGCCUUGACAGUAUGAUAUGAAGUCCCCUUUCACUUAUUAUCACAUUAUACCAUUUCAUUAUGGUCAAAAUCAGGGCUCAAAAUGAUGGCAUUGGUGUAUAUGGGUCGGAUGGUGCGUUGCAAAAUUUUAUUCACUCGAGGAAGAAUACAGGGUUUGUUCAAAUCUCCAAUCCUGCUGUCUUCCUGUCUGCUUACUGUCCAACCACAUUUUGUACUUUAAGGAGGCCAGAUUUCAGUAUGAAGGCAAAAUUCCAAAAAAUGUAGCCUACAUCUAUUCUUUCUGUUACCAAGAACAUGGAAAGAAAACGUUUUUAUUAAU
Rubroshorea leprosula is the source of this 1887-nucleotide messenger RNA. Lineage: Eukaryota; Viridiplantae; Streptophyta; Magnoliopsida; Malvales; Dipterocarpaceae. The record is from the annotation of a GenBank genome assembly.